Ctenocephalides felis (cat flea) is the source of this 3084-nucleotide messenger RNA. RefSeq names its product cytoplasmic polyadenylation element-binding protein 2-like. Gene Ontology annotation, molecular function: mRNA regulatory element binding translation repressor activity; translation factor activity, RNA binding; mRNA 3'-UTR binding. Gene Ontology annotation, biological process: negative regulation of cytoplasmic translation. The transcript is spliced from 9 exons. The coding region runs from base 414 to 2375 and encodes 653 amino acids. Gene Ontology annotation, cellular component: neuron projection; cytoplasm; synapse. The record is from RefSeq and is a predicted model, not a curated record. NCBI's taxonomy places the organism in Eukaryota, Metazoa, Arthropoda, Insecta, Siphonaptera, Pulicidae.
AAGUAUUUCUGUGAUAUUAAUUUUAUAUUUUUUUACGCUGUUAGAGAAUUCUCUAAUCAAAGUCUAGUACGUGAUCUAGUGGGAGGGCAGCCGCGUGAAUGAUCAUUAAAUGAAUAAUUAAAAAAUGAUUACGGCACAUCUGAAUCGAAUAGAAAAAGUGUAGACAGUCAUGCGCGAAGGUUAGAACUUUAGAUACUGCCAAUAGAAUACGCGGCUGCUUGCCAUCAGCUGCGACGGCUCACGACCCGAAUGCGUUCGAGUGCCGUGCAAAGUGGAAAAGCUGAAAGUGUUUGUGACCGUGUCUGUUUCUAGAGACAAGUUGAACAUCAAUUAAAAUUAACAUUAACGUAGUGAUUGUGCCAUAUAUGUAUACGAUUUAAUAUCGACAUCGUAAGUCCAUGUAUAAUCUUUAAAUGGGGGAUUUCAAGUUCACUACUGCGAACAGCUUAGGGAAUGCAAGUGCACCUAUAGAAUUCACGGCAGACUCGUCGGCAAUUACGACAUCGAGUUCAGCAUUUUAUACACCAGCAAAAUCAGUGCCGACGAGUCACUUAACGAUGCAGAAUGAAUUGAACGCCGAAACCACAACCGUUUCGUCUAUUAUCUCAUCUGAUAAAAUUACUACGAAUGCGAUAGUAAACAAUAACAAUAAUGGAUCUUCACAACCAAACAAAGAACAAAUAAACAGUAAUACGAACGAAAAAGUUUCACAAAGUGACCCGUCGCUAAAUGUUCAGAUUUCGUUACCUUACACAUCCGAAUCGAAUCUGAACGCGAGCAGUAACGCCAGUGGCGGUUCGCUAUGGUCGACGCCUGAGGAACAACAUAUGCCCAUGAACGGGAUCUCCUUCCAGAACUUCCAAUCGGGGGGCCUGUUCAACGGUUCGCUCGGCAUCAAUUCGGCCCAACGACGUCCGGUGACGGGUACGCAGAGUUACCAGCACCCUGUCGGGCGCGGUCUUUCUGUUCAACAGCAUAAUGCCUUCAAAAGUGGUUAUCCGACCUGGUCAAAUCCGCAGCCCAGCGCUUGGCCCUCCGGCCAGAAUCAGAAUGUAUUGGCAUCCUGGAAUCGUGGUCGCUCCGUGCCCAACCUAAACCCGAUGGCUGCACUUGCAGCGCGGAAACCAGCACCUGGACCGGCCGCUUACCUUCAACAUCCGGUUAUAUCUCCGGUUAAAUUCCGACGCAGCACCUCUUACCCAGGAAAGGUUCCAGGCUUCCACCAGCAACCGCAGCAGGCACCCUUCGAGUCGACAGUGCUAGACGACAUGAUGCCCUAUCAGGAUAGGCAUCAUGCUGGUAAUGGGGCUUCUCCGCUGGAUACGAUGCGAACGCUGGAGCACUAUCUCAAUGAUAUCAUGCGCGGAGGUGGAGAUGGUCCAUCGGAGCACAUCAAAGGUCUUUUGAAUUGUAACAGUCUUCAAUCCCUUGCACAGCUACACGGAAAAUCACCAUUUUUCCCUGGUCUCGAGGAGCAUAUGCUCGAAGACAGUGUUCUGUCUGGUGACGGUGUCGCGGCCGGCGUUGCUGCUCUGGGCGGCUCUCCGUCUCGGUCCUCACCGCACUCGCAGGGCAGCGAGGGCGGCGAACGAUUUUCAAGGAAAGUUUUCGUAGGCGGACUGCCCCCAGACAUCGAUGAAGAUGAAAUUACACAGUCAUUCUUGCGUUUUGGGCCAUUGGUCGUAGAUUGGCCACAUAAAGCAGAGAGCAAGUCGUAUUUUCCACCCAAGGGCUAUGCAUUUCUCUUGUUCCAGGACGAAAGUUCGGUGCAGCAGUUGAUCGACGCCUGCAUUACGGAUGAUGACAAGCUUUACCUGUGCGUCUCUUCGCCGACGAUCAAGGACAAGCCUGUCCAGAUUCGUCCGUGGCGCCUGAGCGAUGCCGACUACGUCCUGGACGCAACGAUGCCUCUCGACCCACGGAAAACUGUAUUCGUCGGCGGGGUGCCACGCCCUCUCAAAGCUGUCGAGUUGGCAAUGAUUAUGAAUAGACUGUAUGGAGGAGUAUGCUAUGCUGGUAUCGAUACAGAUCCGGAGCUCAAAUAUCCUAAGGGUGCCGGACGCGUAGCUUUCAGCAAUCAGCAGUCUUACAUCGCUGCGAUAUCAGCCAGGUUUGUACAGUUGCAACACGGGGACAUCGAUAAGCGUGUCGAGGUCAAGCCGUACGUCCUCGAUGACCAAAUGUGCGACGAGUGCCAAGGACAACGCUGCGGCGGAAAGUUUGCGCCAUUCUUCUGCGCCAACGUCACUUGCUUACAGUAUUAUUGUGAGCACUGCUGGGCAACAAUCCACUCUCGUCCGGGUCGCGAAUUCCACAAGCCCCUUGUGAAAGAGGGGGCCGACCGGCCGCGCGCCGUGCCGUUCCGCUGGUGUUAACGCUGGGGCAACUAGUAGCCCGCAAGAUAGGAGACAGAUGCUCGGAAACAGACACCCGUGAACGGCUCGGAUCACCGCUCGACAGGAGCCAUACGAUACACUACACCGGAUUGCGACACCAGACAGAUCGCAAAUUAUCAUUAGCACUCUAUUGUUUCUCAUCAUCAUUACAUCAAGAAAGGUUAGAACGAUACAUAUUUAAUAUUGAAUAUGAAGAAGAAUGGAAGGAUGUGUGUGAAAAGCUCGGAGGAGUUUUCAGAGUGAAUGAGAGUAACCGAAGGAUGCGUUCGUGGAAACGCUUUAUUUAGCCAUUUUGUAUCACAUCCUCGCAUUCGUAUCGAACGCCUUUUUGUCAUAGCUCAAUUUUCGAUGACGCAAACGCUUCUCAUCGACACAUCGCAGUUUUGCGUUAUGCGUAUUUACGUGAACAUAUCAUUGCUUUAAUAAUAGCAGAAUGUCUAUGAUUCGAAGUCAAUUUGAUUUAUUUGAACACUUGAUUCGGCAUUCGUGCAUGGUCACAGAAAUGAUAAAUAUUAUCGUUCAUUAUAGGGCUGUUUUAGUGCACUGUCUCAUAUUCGCUAGACUAAUUUUACUCUAGACAAUUGAAGUAUUUAAUCAUUUACUUUUUUAGACAAUUACAUAUAUAAUCACAAAGAAAUAUAGAAAAUAAUAUAUUCUAAUGGCUUCUUACUUGAAAUGAUAUCAGAAA